AUGCAUGUACGUGUUAGCGGGGCUGCUUCUGGAGAAGUCGACGUGGAGCGUGAAAAGCUUUCGCUGCCACGUCUGAACACACGUAGCCUGAAGCUGUCAGACUCGAACUUUCAUUUUCUUCUUCCGGCCGUCCAUCACAUAAGCUCGCGAGUGUCCGAGUGGCGACGCUUUUGUAAGUUCUUGAGCGGCCCCGAUAUGGAGAACAUCCAGUCUAUGUGGAACGAGGUCACGUCGUUCUUCUCGCCGGCAGACACGCUGCCUUGGACGGACGAGAAAACCAUCCAGGCAUGUGAGAGGGACAUGCUCGAUCCAGGGCAGCAGGCAGCAGCGAGGGACAACCUGAUGAAGCUGGCGUGGGCGCUGGUACACUCGAGGAGAGAGGCGGACGUGGUGCGCGGGAUUGCCAUGCUGGAUGAGCAGCAGAGGGGGGACACCAACGCCAAGGACAGGCACGAGGUGCUCUACCUCAAGGCAGUGGGGUGCUACCGGGCAGGGGAUCUGCAGCAAGCCAGGCAACUGGUGGAGGAGGCGCUGAAGCUGUCACCGUCAUCCCACCAAGGUGCCUGCCUCAAGAAGUGCAUAGAGAGCAAGAUAGCCUCAGGUACGAGCAGCCUCAGAACCAAUCUCUCGCUUCCUUCCAGCUUAUCGUCAGUCCAGUCACAGAAAACUCUGGAUGUUUAUACCAUCGUCUGA
Closterium sp. Yama58-4 is the source of this 693-nucleotide messenger RNA. Lineage: Eukaryota; Viridiplantae; Streptophyta; Zygnematophyceae; Desmidiales; Closteriaceae. The record is from the annotation of a GenBank genome assembly.